Molecule: messenger RNA, 6665 nt
Organism: Strigops habroptila (Kakapo)
Lineage: Eukaryota; Metazoa; Chordata; Aves; Psittaciformes; Psittacidae
Gene: GLIS3
Product: GLIS family zinc finger 3
Exons: 9
Coding region: 64-2379 (771 amino acids)
Biological process (GO): regulation of transcription by RNA polymerase II
Cellular component (GO): nucleus
Molecular function (GO): DNA-binding transcription factor activity, RNA polymerase II-specific; RNA polymerase II cis-regulatory region sequence-specific DNA binding
Source: RefSeq, a predicted model, not a curated record
GGACCCCAGUGCAAGUCCAUUGGAAAAGGCAGCUACAACAAUGUAAUAGUCACCAGCAGUCCCAUGACAGUUCAACAGCUGGGACCUGUUUCACUUCCUGCUAAUCAGGUUUCAACAGCAUGCAACCUGAUCAACCCUAGCUUACAGAGGUCUAUGGAUGUUUCCACCCUGGGUCCUUCUCCAUCAAAUACAAGGUUGCUCUUGUCACAUGGGUCUCUGGCUCCUAUGACAUUAAGCUCGUCAGAAAGUCAGUCCACUUUGAGUGUUAAGCAAGAGUGGUCGCAUGGGUACAAGACACUUCCUUCUGUUGCUCCUGACCAAGGUUUUCAAAACAGCAGUGAGCUUGGGGACUUACUAAAUUUUUCACCUGGAACAUCUGUGUCUGGUAACUGCAUAUCUAACUCAUUACCAUCCUACUUAUAUGGCACAGAAAAUAAGCAUUCCCCUUACACUAGUCCUCACGAUUCCUCAGCCCAGUCUCAAUCAGCCUGCUCCAAAAAAAGAUCACUCACUCUAACUCCUCUGUCUGAUGGCAUUGGGAUUGACUUCAAUACAAUCGUCUGUACAUCCCCAACCUCUCUGGUGGCCUACAUCAACAGCUCCAGGACAUCACCAGCAAAUGUCUCCCCACAGCCUGAGGUCUAUGGACACUUUUUGGGAGUGAGAGGAAGCUGUAUACCCCAAAAUUGCUCUAUUCCAUCUUCCCAGAAAGACCUCCCCAUGGCUAAUGGCAAUAUCACCUUGUCAGGGUACACUGAUAAUGGGGCUGGCGAGUACCAGCGGAUGCAGCAGCUGGAGCAAACCAGCUUGCAGACGGAUGCUACCAGUAACAUGGUGAUCCAGGCAGGCAUGCUACCUGCAGACAACCAGGUGGUGGACAUCCUGAAAGAGGGACAGCUGGACGACUUCUCAAGCCAUACGGUUGACAUGCCUCUUCCACCCCUGCUGCCACCACCUCCUUCUCAAGGGCCACCACCACCAUACCACGCUCACCAGCACCGGCAUCCACACAACCUCCCCAGUUGCAUUCACUCGUUGGCUGUGCCUCUUUCUGCUCCAGGCUCCCUGCUUGAUGAAGACAGUGAGUCAGGUGAUUUCAACGGCAAGUAUGGCUGUUGUUGGGUAGACUGUGGUGCACUGUAUGACCAGCAAGAGGAACUUGUGCGGCACAUAGAGAAGAUUCAUAUAGACCAGAGGAAAGGAGAAGACUUUACUUGCUUCUGGGCAGGGUGCCCACGAAGGUACAAGCCAUUUAAUGCCCGUUAUAAACUGCUGAUUCACAUGAGAGUCCACUCAGGAGAGAAGCCGAACAAAUGCACAUUUGAGGGCUGUAAGAAAGCCUUUUCCAGACUAGAAAAUCUCAAGAUUCACUUAAGGAGCCAUACGGGUGAAAAGCCGUACCUUUGUCAGCACCCUGGCUGCCAGAAAGCAUUCAGCAACUCCAGCGACCGUGCCAAGCACCAGCGGACACACGUGGACACUAAACCUUAUGCAUGUCAGAUUCCAGGAUGUACAAAACGAUACACAGAUCCAAGUUCCCUGAGAAAGCAUGUGAAAGCUCAUUCUUCCAAAGACCAACAAGUGAGGAAAAAGUUGCGACCAAGCUCAGAGGUUGGCCUGGACAUCCUGAAUGACUGUCUUGCAGUCCAACCCCUCCAGCCAGCCCCAUCGCCACAUGAUGCUGCAGAUAAUACUAUGGGACACUCCCCAGGGCAUGCUCACAAUAUUUACCCAGCCAUGUUCCCCAGCACACAGACAAAUGGAAGUGCACCAGCAGCUGGGGCAGUGUCCUUCUCCCACCUCAGCAGCCACCUUUCCCCAGGACAUAAUGUACAGGGUACUGCUCUCCAUCCUCUGCUCUCAGCUGCAGACUCAGAGAGGUUUGUUGCUCCAGCUCCUUCUCACCAGAUCAACACCCAGGGAAUUUCAGUUCCGCGCCACAUGAUGCAGAGACAGAUGCCACAACCUCCCCACCUUCAACAGCCUGCAGCAAUGUCUCUAAAGACAUACCAGCCAGCAACAAACCCUUCUUUUCAAACAAAUAGCCUCCACAACCAAGGGUUAUAUGGGCAGCUUCAGACUUUCUGCCCUCCACAUUAUGCUGACACUCAGAAGAAUGUACAAGAUAGCGUUUCUUGCAAUACAGUUCCUCCUUUUGAAGACUGCUUAGUUCCCACAUCAGUGGACCAGGCAGGACUUGGCACUUUCCAUAGAACUUUUUCAACGCACUCUGAUAUUGCAGUUCAUGACUUUCCAGCAGAGUCGGUAGGUAUCUUUGGUGAUUCAGCUCACAGCAUGCCAGAGGAUAGCAGUUUCCUACAAGUAAAUGCAGUGGAUCGUUGUUCUAGCCAGCUUUCUUCUGUCUACACUGAAGGCUAAAGUAAUAUAAAUCUAGUUACAAGAACUCAAUUCCAUUUCAUCUUGCCCUUCUGAUAUUCCUCUACAAAAUUUUUCUCUCCAUGAAACUGCCAUGUAUGUGUGGGGAUAUGGGUUGAUAUACAUACAAAACGGAGAGGAAAAACCAGUCACCAAGCAUUCAUCAUACAAUCAAGCAGUCAACUGAGAAGGAGAAUGUUUAAAGAACGCAAGCUUUGCCAAAAACUUAGCAACUGUUUCUUUUCUUUUUAUCUGUGGCACAGCAACUCUACUUUUUUGUUCUUUCUUCUUUUUAAUUUCUUAACUUCUCAAAGGGAAUUCACAGACUGAAUAAGAAAGCUGCUUGUUGGCUGUAGUCCUUUCAAGCUGAAUGGGUGGACUUACUGAAGAAUACAGCUUUAGAAAAUUCCAUUUUUUUAUAAUUAAAAAAAAAAAAAGGAAAUGAAGUAAACCAGAGCAUACUACAAACAUUUCAAAGGCACACAGAUUUUUGCACAACCUGUUCACAUGUGAUGCUUCCAAAGUUAAACACACACCGGCAUCAAAAAGGGAGAGAAAUAAGACAUACAUCCUGGCAGUACCCACUGAAGGCAUUGGUGUGGCUUCUGUUUGGAGCCAAAGAUCAUUAGUACUGCAUUUCUUAGAGCCUCAGUUUAGGUGUCUUUUCCUUCUCUCUGCAUUUAAACACAAACAAUAUGGCCAUUGCUAUUUUUCCAAUAUUCCUUCUGACCCAGUGCUUUAUGCAGUGAAUAAGAAGGGUUAAAUGCACUACAUGAGAAGGUACAUGGACUUUGGUCGUAUUAGCACAGCUACUAGAUAAGAAAAAGUAUGUUUUAACUUUCUGUUGAUUUUUAAUUAUAUUGUAGAGCUUUAUUGCUGUAUAUGCUAUAGUACUCCAUAGAAAGGCUUAAAAUAGCCUGUAGAAAAGCUUAUUCCUUAAAUUCCACAGAUUUUUUUAAAAGCAAUCUGUACUGAUUCAAUUAAAUUUUUGUUGCCCUAACAUUUUUCAUUUCCAUAACACAUUUUCAGGAAGAAGAGCUACUCUUAAGUUUGCUAUGAUCCUUUUGGUUAUUUAGAGAUGUAAAAAUGAACUGGUCUGGUGGUUUUGAUUUUCCCACUCAGUGUCAGGCUCUGGUCCUCAAAUUUAGUCCAGAAUGCAAGCUAAUGAGGUUGCUCUUUGUGAAAAGAGAAGGCGAUGAGUUUAAAACAGCAUUUUGCAGUGGACAUGUGUCAUCACUGUGAUCCUAUAUACUUUGGGAGCAACUCUUACAAGACUGAGUUUUUAGGUUAUUAAUUCCUGUUUAUCCAUUUUACAGACUUCCUACUGUGUAGUGUGCAUCGUAAUAUUCAUAUAACUUGAUUUAAUAAGGACAAAAAUCCAAAGUUCAUUCUUACAGGCUAGACCAUAACAAUGCUUCUGAAAUUAGUCAUCUAGAAAAAUGAAUUAUAAAAAAAGUUUAUAAAACAUUUUUUUAACCUGAGAAGCUUUUGAGAGUUGUUGAAUGCCAUUUGAGUCAAAUUGAGUAAUUUAAUUUGCCAUUAUGUUGCAUAGAUGGAUUUAUAUCCAGAUGUUUAUAAACACUGGCAACCCUUUGAGGUUUAUAUUAAUGAAGUAUAUUCUUAUAAACAGGCAUAUGUACUUAUAUAUUUAAUGGAGAUAUUUUCAUCCAAUAAAUGCAAAGAAUAUAUGGAUAAACCAUGCACAUAAAUGAUGUACAGUAGGAACUAAUACUGUUUAAAUACAAAUAAUUCUGUACUAAAUUCUUCGCCCUUCUAUUCUGCUUCUCAAGUCACACAUUAAUGUGUCCUUUUGCUUCAGCUUGCAAUAGUAGUGCUAGUUGUUACUAUGUGUGGUUAGCAUUCGGUUAAAUGACAUCAGGCUUCCCUACACAUCUAUACAUACACAGGCAAAAAGACAGUUCUUUUGCAUUAAUGUAUGAUCUAGUCCAGUCCAUUGACAGGGAGUUUUGCUUUUUAAUAAAGCUUUAAUCUUCUGCUGUCUUAAAGCCCAUUCUUUGUUCACUGCACAUGCAUAACUUGGUUCAGCACGAGUAAUUAGGCACCCUGAGCAAUUUCAAAUGUGUAGGACUAUGUUUUGUUCUUUUGUAUAUACAAAACCUUCAAGGUUCUUUUAACCACAGGGUUGUCCAGGAUUUGUCAGUGGCCGUGCACAAAACCAAAAUACUGCUGCUGACUCGAGACACUUCAGAUUUGGCUGGACUGUGUGCUAGGACAUCUAGUUUAGGUCAUGCUUAGUCUAGAAAGGUUGGGCCAGGUGAUCCUUGAGCUCCCUUCCAACCUGAUAGUCUAUGAUUUUAUGGUGUGUACAACCUUGACUUUUGAAUCUUUUGAAAUACUUUUCCUUGUAUCUGAAUGUACAAGUUGUCCAGUAGAGAGCGAGCUUAUGCAUCAUGAAAGAUCCUGACCAAAGCAAAAGUGGGAAUACAGAAUUCAAAAAGGGGGAUUUGUUAGUUGCAUUUUAAAAAAGAAACUUUUGCAAGACAUUCAUGCUUUCUUUAAUAUAUAUUAUAUAUAUCUUUACAGCUUUCUGUGAGCCUUAAUCUUAAAAAAAGGAGCUAGAUUACAGUCAAAUUAAGUACGAGAGUGGGCUACCACUCUGUUAAAAGAUACGCCUUUUGUUUACUUCUUAAUCAAAGGGGAUUCUUCAUGAUUAUUCUCUUUGGAGUUAGACUGACUUUGAAGCAUCAGUUUAUAUCACUGAGGACAGUUGUGUAAAAAAGAACCAUUUUUUCACACACAUAUUCUCAUGUAGUUUGCAUAUUAAAAUAGGGAAUUUUUUUUGUCACAGGUUGUAAUGAAAAAUGGUGCUUGUCAAAAUACAUAGCGUAAUGCCAGUUAUUGACUUAUACACAAAUACUUAUGCCUCAGUGAUUUUUGUGUUGUUAUUGUACUGGCUGGAUUGUUAACUUUCUAAAGGGAAUCAUAUCUAAGAGAUGAAAUUAUUUUAGACUUUGGACUUGAAACAAUAUUCUAAUGAAGUUAUUCACAAUCAUUCUUCUAUACAAUUCUCUUGUUUUCAGACUCGAAUAGUCUAUUUAUAUUUGCAUUAGAAAUGGAUCUACACUGGAGUUUAAAAUAUAGUUUUGAAGUGCAUAUGUACAUGUGUGAGUGUGUCAGAGUGCAUGUGUGUAUUUGGAUCUCCCUUUCUAUGUAUAUAUAUACAUGUAUAUAUACACAUAAACAUAUAGGGCGUUAUGGUUUACUAAUGUCGGAUGCUGAAGUAUUGCAGUGCUAAGGCCAUCUGUCACAUUGUAUUUUGUUUUCAACUUUCUUUAAAGAGGUGUGAAUGAGUACAAAAAUUACGUUUUAACUUUUAGUCCCCAUUUUACCUGUGUAAUUUCAUAGCAGAUUUUUUUAAACAGCACUUUCUUGUUGUUUUCGUGAAACUUUAUUGGGUUUUUUUUUAAUAGAUACAUAUAUAUUUCCUAGGAACAGACAAAGCAAAAGAAAAGGACCACAAUUUAAAAUUAGCUGAGUGGGGGUUUAUUUAAGAAAAAAAUCCCUUUAUUCUGCACAGAAAGCAGCAUCUUGUGUAAUAUUUUUUUACACAAAGCACUUUGGUGAGGAGAGAAAGUGGGAGUAUGUUUUUCCUAAACCUUACAGAGUAUUCUACAUAUUUAUACAUGCUAACAUAUACGCAUAUGAGCUCCAUUUGCCAUACUGUAUACCUGGCUGAUACUUGCUCUAAAGACAUCUGUUGCAUACCAUGAAAAUAUUUUGAAAGGAUUAGGUACACCUUUUUUCUCUACUAGUAUGUGUAAGUUUGUGAUUUGUUACAGUUAUUUUUCAUAUAAUCGUAAGUUAUAUUUGUCUUGUUUAAUAAAAUUCUUUUUUAUGUAAAAGGUAAAACUGAAAGAUAUAUGUGCAUGGUACAAAAUAAAACUGGAUAAUUGUAACUCAGUAACAUGACUGAUAGAACGUCUUAUUGUGAGAUGCCUUUAAAGAAGACUGCUCCAGCCAUUGUCCUUCACUGUAAAACUACUAGUGCUUGUAUGAAUUAGUAUAAUUAGAAACAGAAAUAAAAAAAAAAAAAAAGAAUCUCAGAGAUUUCUUCUAGAACACACUUGCGCCAGAGUUUUGAGUCUGGAUUUAAUGAUUGUUGUAGUGAGGCUAGAGAUUUGUAGAGAUAAAUGAAUGCCUCAGUGUGUGUGUUUACACCCUGGGUGGAGACACAAAUAAAAGAACAACAUGCAAUUACAUUUUUGUGCUGUGAUGAUUUUUAUUGGUUUCUUUGUUCAUGUGGUUCUACAAUACAACAUGUAAUGGGA